This is a messenger RNA of Knipowitschia caucasica, 1236 nucleotides long. Lineage: Eukaryota; Metazoa; Chordata; Actinopteri; Gobiiformes; Gobiidae. The record is from the annotation of a GenBank genome assembly.
AUGGCCAGGCGGCCUGUUGUACGCUUUUCCACCGGUGCGUCUCCUGCCGGUCCUGCUGCGGAGGAUCGAACAGGAGAGGAGAUCGGUGAUCCUGGUGGCUCCGGACAGUCCGCAUGCCCGGUGGUUCCCCUUCCUGAGGGGCAUGGCGGUGAUGGAGCCCUGGGCCCUCCCGGACGAGCCGGGGGCUCUAGUCCAGGGGGCAGGAGCCCUGUUUUCACGUCCGAUAAUCGGCCGCAGGCUCUGGGUUUGGAGGUUGAGAGGCGGAGCCUCGUUGAUCUGGGUCUUCCCCCUGCGGUGGUGGAGACCAUUCAGGGAGCGAGGGCGCCGUCCACCGUGAGGGCCUACGCCACGAGGUGGAGGCUAUUCAGUGUCUGGUGCGAUUCCCGUUCCUGGGAUCCCAGGUGUUGCCCGCUGGAGGGGGUCCUGGGAUUCCUACAGGAGCUCUUCGACAAGGGGAGGGCUGUCGCUACCUUGGCGGUGUUCGCGGCAACCAUUACUUCGGGUCACGACGGAUUCGGGGGGGUUCACAGCCCGAGGAGGCCCCCGCUCCAGAGAACGCCUCCGGUUUGGGACCUCAGGGUGGUCCUUAGGGGGCUGUCGGGUCCGCCUUUUGAACCGGCGGCGGAGGCGAGUCCCGAGUGUAUCGCCUUUAAGACGGCCCUCUUACUGGCGUUGGCGUCUGCAAAGAGGGCGGGCGAUUUGUGUGCGCUCUCCGUCCAUGCGUCGUGCCUGUCCUUUGGAGAGGACGACGGCAUGGUGGAAUUGUGGCCCAAUCCGGCUUUUCUCCCCAAGGUCAUCACGUCGGCCUUUAGGUCGAGGGUCAUCAGGAUUAGGGCUUUCCACCCGCCGCCGCAUGCCUCUCCCGAGGAGGAGCGGCAGCACCUUCUGUGUCCUGUCAGAAUGCUGAGGCAUUACCUGGCCAUGACGUCGUCAUUCAGGUCGGGUGAUCAGCUGUUUGUGUGUCUGGGCCCCAAGAACAGGGGCGCCCCGCUGUCGGCUCAGCGGCUGGCGCAUUGGGUCGCCACGGCGGUGCGGCGGGCGUAUCAGACGCAGGGUCUGGCCCCCCCGGUGGGUUUCAGGUCGCAUUCCACGCGUGGGAUGGCGGCCUCUACGGCCCUUCUCAGGGGGGCGUCGUCGAGGACGUUUGCCGUGCGGCUUCUUGGGCGUCGUCCUCCUCUUUCGUCCGGUCUUAUCUUUCGGAUGUGUCGGACCGGUCGGUGGCCCAUUCCGUGCUGA